GAUGGUCUGCGAGAAGUGUGAAAAGAAACUGGGCAAAGUUAUCACUCCAGAUCCAUGGAAAAGUGGAGCGAGAAAUACCAAUGAAAGCGGUGGCAGAAAAAUCGGAGAAAACAAAGCAAUUACAGCCAGCAAAGCAAGAUUUAAUCCAUACACAACAAGGUUUGAAACAUGUCGAAUUUGUAGGCAAAAAGUUCAUCAAGUUGGUUCCCACUACUGUCAAGCAUGUGCCUAUAAAAAGGGUAUCUGUGCCAUGUGUGGAAAGAAAAUUUUGGACACAAAGAACUACAAGCAAUCUGCAGUUUGAUUUACCAUUUCAUUAUUUCUGGAUUUAAUUACUUUCACCCAUUCAGUUUUUGUUGACCAAUGGGUGCAGCAGAAUCUGCGAAAUACCUCUUUGUCGAGCAAUUUUGACCAUGGCUGUCUAACUGCGUCACAUCAAGGCAUACCAAUGUCUCACAUGAUCUCAUCAGUAGCAAUUGGUGCGAAUUCUGUCCUAGAAUUUGUGGCGCUUAACAUGGAUAAGGUCUCUCACCCAUCUUCUUCAAAGAGCCGUAUCGUUGUUAAUAUUGAGCAACAUUCUUAGCGUUUGCACAUGUCCCAUAAAUCUAACUAAUCUACAGGGUUCAACCAUCGAUUUUAACAGUUUCAUUGGGUCGUUCAAAUGAAUAAGUCUCUGUGAUUAUUAGAUGUAAUAAGUUAGUGUUUCUUUAGCCUCUUUUUCAGCAUCACACAUGUAAGUGAUGUUCAAAAAUACAUUGAAAUGUAAUGUAAAAUGGGAGAAAUUGUAAAUGCGACAAGUUGAAAAUUUAAGUUGCAGAAACAUGAUAACAAUUAAUUAAAAUUGACCGAUUUUGUUAAUGUCAGCUGAAAUCUGAUGGUCCUAUAUGUUUUAAGAUCCAAGACAUAUCUCUACAACAAACCGUUCACAAAAUAUGCAGUUUUGUAACUUUACUAUGGACCCCCUCCCGCCUAAUUAUCGAAUUUCAAAAAUCAAAAGUAUUUCAGACUAUAGAGAUGAUUAUUUAUAAACUCCAAAAAUAUUUUAAGAUUUUUGGUAAGGUCCUUUCUAGUCAGUUUCAGGAAGUUGCCCGAUUUCCUGUUAAAAAGAUUCAACAAGUGAGAGAAAAAAAAAAAAACAGGCUAACUCAAAUUAAA
Molecule: messenger RNA, 1155 nt
Organism: Bemisia tabaci
Lineage: Eukaryota; Metazoa; Arthropoda; Insecta; Hemiptera; Aleyrodidae
Source: RefSeq, a predicted model, not a curated record